UAGAACUUCUUCCAAGGGUGAACUUAUCAGUCCUUGUGUUGAAGAAAAAUGACCGGGGAGAACUUGUACCACCUUUCAUUGUAACCUAAGGGACACUUGUGUUUAUUCUAGAAUCUAGAGAACAAAGUGAUAGAUGAUGGCUUUAGUAGAGAACCAAUAAUUUCGUACCUAGUCACAAUUCCUUAAUAAGCAGCCAAAAACCUUAGGAACUUUUAGAACCCCCUUUUUCUUUCUUGGGGAUUAGAACUGACAGAUGUUAUGCUUGUGUGUGACUCUAGGAAGGCAAGGCACUCAUCCAAAAUCAGUAUCUGCUAAAUACCUUGUGGUAAUACUAUUUAUUAUCCAGGGGUAUACUCAGAUGAAAGUUCGAGUGGUUUAGUUCCCUCUGGUUCUGGCAAGCCUGCGCACAAGCCAGAAUCCUUAACUACAAACCACUCUGGCUACGCCUCCGCCCCGUCACCCGCCGGCGGAGCACAAGCCCGGACCCGUCCGGCCAGCGCGUCCUCGCCCCCUUUAAGAGCCUGCUCCGCGGGACUAACGUUCGAAUAGCCCAGGCGCCCCUCCUCGGCCUCCGAUUGGCCGCGCGCGGCGCACGGGGGCGCGCCGGCCUGCCCCGGAACGGUUGGCGGCCCGUCGCGAUUGGCGGUCGAGGGGCGUAUAUAAGGCGCCGGGCGUCCGGGUUGCCCUCAGUCAGCGACCGGACCUGGGACUGAGCUGUUUUCUGUGGUGCCCAGGACGCGGGGGUCGGGGAGCGCGUCACCGGAGUCGUUUCUUUUAGCCUUCAGGUAUCGAGGGUCCAGCUCCGGACCGGACUUGUCGACGUCUCUCCUUCCCUCUCAGCUUCCGAACGUGAGCCGGGGGUUCACCCCUCACCUCGGCGCCAGCCCCGCGAGGGGGAGGCAGGAUGGAGUUCAAGCUGGAGGCUCACCGCAUCGUCAGCAUCUCCCUGGGCAAGAUCUACAACUCGCGGGUCCAGCGCGGCGGCAUCAAACUGCACAAGAACCUGCUGGUCUCCCUGGUGCUGCGCAGCGCCCGCCAGGUCUACCUGAGUGACCCGUGCCCGGGCCUCUACCUGGCCGGUCCCGCGGGGAGCCCGGCGGUGCCGCCGCCGCAGCCCGGGGAGCCGGCGGCCGGGCCUCCCGCGGGCUGGGGGGAGCCGCCCCCGCCGGCCGCCGGUGCUGCCUGGCCCGAGAUCGAGCCGCAGCCGGAGCGCCCCGCUGACCCGGCCGCGCCGCGGGCGGGCGACGCGGAGCCCGGGGCCCCGAUGACGGGCGCAGGGGAAACUGUUCGGGGCGGAGAGGUGGAGGCGGCGGAAGCUGCCUGGCGCCGCGUGGAGGGACCGUGCGAGGCGGCGGAGGGAGGAGCCGGGGGCCCCGCCGGAGGCUCAGACGGCUUCCCCGAGGGGCUCCGUGAGGCGCGCCGCCACUGCGGCUGCCCCCCAGGAGCGGCGGACCGGCCGGGGCCGCUGGGCGCGUGCCCCCGAGUUGACUGCUGCUGCGCGCCGCGGCCCGCCGAGGACGAGCCCCCAGCACCGCCCGCCGUCGGCCCCCGGAAGCGUGGCGCGGCGGGCGUGGGUGGCGGCCCGGCGCCCGGCUCCAGCCCGCUGAAGAAGCCCCGCCGGAACUCAGAGGAGCAGUCGGGCGGGGCGGCGGAGGAGGAGGAGGAGGAGAUGGAGACCGGUAACGUGGCUAACCUCAUUAGCAUCUUCGGUUCCAGCUUCUCGGGACUCUUGCGGAAAAGCCCCGGGGGCGGCCGGGAGGAAGGCGAGGGAGAGGAGAGCGGUCCGGAAGCCGCGGAGCCCGGGCAGAUCUGCUGCGAUAAGCCGGUGCUGAGAGACAUUAACCCUUGGAGCACAGCCAUCGUGGCCUUCUGAGCCCCCGGGUCCCCGUCGGAAGGAGGUUGAGCCGCGGGGGGACCCCGACGUGAGGCCGCGAGGGCGGCCCAGGGACCGUAGGCGCUGGGCGCGUGGCGGAGCCUGCGGGUGCUGCCGGGCCGCACGGACUGCCCUUGGGCUCGGCGGCCCUGCCGCGCCGAGCCUCCCUGCGGUCUCCUCUGGAGACUUGGCGGGGGGUGGGGGGGUGAGGCUUGUCGGAAGAGGACGAUCGUUCGCUUUUGUGUAGUGUUGUUAUGUCUGUACGUAUGUUCGUCUUGUUGAAUUAAGACUAUUUUGUCGUGGAAUGCAUCGCCCCUUUCCCAGGGCUUGGGAGCUUGGGGGCAGACAGGGACUUUCCUCUGCCGGCAGCACCGAGAAGGAAGCGGCUGAGAGGGCCGGGGAGUUCCCCUUUCGUACUCGGGGGAGGAAGGGACUUUACACACACCCCUCACAUGAAAGCUAGCAUCGCACCAGUGCCAGGGUGGCAUUUCCUCACAGGAUUUCCUAAGACUAGAGGGAUUUAGUCUGGGGGAGAGGCUCGUAUUAUUUCUCUCUCCCCCCACCCUUCUAUCUCACUGAAAAAGUUUAUACCCUGUGAUUACUCUGGGAAAAGGGAGUAUGAGCGGCCCUUGUCUUCCCCCACAGGGGGGAAAAAAAAGCUUGCUGAACUUCACAGAAGAGUUCAAGCUUGGAAAUACGGAGUUUAUAGAGAAUAGAUAUAUUUUUAAAAGCUCUAGAUCAGAACUACUACACAGUGCUUUUAAAAAGUGUUUAAUGAAACAAAGUUUACAGACAGAAGCCCUAAGUGGAAAGACCUUAUGGUUUUGUAGAUACGGUGACUCCAGUCUUUGUUGUAUAAAGGUUGGGGGAGCUGACAAGGUUUUUGUACAGUAUUUUCUCCUUCGUUGUAUUGAUUUUUGUAUAAAAAUGUAACUUUACGUGUCUAACACGUAUUAAAUAUUUUGAAGCAACUUAA
Zalophus californianus (California sea lion) is the source of this 2849-nucleotide messenger RNA. RefSeq names its product immediate early response 5 (gene IER5). The record is from RefSeq and is a predicted model, not a curated record. Bases 905 to 1873 code for a protein of 322 amino acids. NCBI's taxonomy places the organism in Eukaryota, Metazoa, Chordata, Mammalia, Carnivora, Otariidae. The transcript has a single exon.